AGUAGUAAACAAUUGCUAGUACUUAUUGUCACGGCACACCUUCCUUUCUCUGACCCUCAGACUCUGAUUCCUCGCAUUCGAGUUUGCACCACUGCACUUGGCGUUGUCGUUGCAUACAAACGGCUAGCCCAUCCCAAGCCUACAAUCUGAGCAAAACCGUGAGCAAAGUCCUUCGCAGCGCCUGGGUGCCCUGCUGGGUGCCGCAACAUCGGUCGCAAAAAGGAUACGUACAGCGCCUCAUGCUCAGUGCUUGCUAGCUUGGGCUGCUGGCAGCGCAGCGCAUUUACUCCUGCUUCUGCCAGGAAUGGGGUUCACGGUGCUGCUCAACGUUUACGAUGUGACGAACACGGCCAACGAGAACACCAACUCCUUCAUUCAGCGCCUUAACUCUAUUACGCGCGAGCUUUCAAUCGGCGGUGUGUUCCACGGCGCCAUUGAAGUAGACGAUGUCGAAUGGAGCUUUGGUUACUGCGAGAGUGGCACGGGCGUGUACUGCUGCCGCGCGCGACAAAACACCAUGUACAACUUCCGGGAAACGUUGGAGUUGGGCGUGACGGAAAAGAGCAAACAAGAGAUCAAGGAGAUCGUGGCGCGCCUCAAACGCGCCUGGGCCGGCACCUCCUACGACCUGCUUCAGCGCAACUGCUGCCACUUCUGUGAACAGCUGUGUGCCGAGCUGGGCGUGCCGCCGCCGCCAGCCUGGCUGAACCGCUUCGCCCAGGGUGCGGAUGCAACGAUAAAGCUGACCAACGAGGCUUCUGCACUGGCUAAGCGCGUGGGCGCGAAUCUUACUCAGACGGCGACUGUAAGUGCCAACUGGCUGCGCGAGAUGUCCGCUCGCGUCAUGGCGCAGAUGACGCAGCACGAGGAGGAUGCCGUGGACGAUUCGCCACGGCUGUACGAGACGUUCGGUAGCAGCAGCAGCAGCGCCAUCGGCCUCAGCAUGCAAAGCAUGCCGCCGCCAGCGCCCAGUGGCAGUAGCGUUGUGGGGCCAGGUGGCAACGACAGCGGUGUGGACUUGUCCACGCAAAGUGAGCCGGUGGGACUUGGAGGUCGGAUUGCCGGCCGGCUGCGUGCACUAGCGCCCUCAGGCACUGGCACCGGAGAUGCGGGCAGCAACGGACUACCGGCGUCGACAGCGGCGGCUGCUGGGCCUGGAGGGUUCGAGGGUGGAGGUAGAUCUUUUGCAGCAAGCGCAAGCAGCGGCAGCAGCUCGGGGCUUGCAGCCCUGAAGCAGAAGUGGCAGGAGCUUGAGGCGUCCGCAGGCGACGGAACGAAACAGUUCCUGUUUGGCCUAAUCAAGACCCGGCAGACCCGGUUUGACGAGGACGACCCGGGCUUCCCCGCACCCGGCAGCAGCGCCGCCAGCUCACAGGCAGACCUCAGCAGCCGCGGCCUCCCUAACGCCGCCCCCGCCUCGACCAGCGGCGCCCCAAGUACCGUGCCGACGGCGGCGUCCGUGCAGGAUGGCGCGCGUGCAGGUGCCGCGGUGCAGGGCGUGGCUCUACCGCCGCCGACUCAGCCGCCAUUGCAGCAGGUCAUCAGCCACACGCUACUGCCGGGGGACGUGGUUGGCGCCUCCAACACCCAUGCGCCCGCCGCAAGCACUGCUGUGACGGGCGCCAGGCCGGCUGCGGUGGCGCCAGCUCCAUCUUCCGGCCACCUGCUGGACAUGUAAACUAUGAUGUGGCCUGUACGGGCAGGCGGCGGGCAGGUGCAAGAGAGCAUUCACAUAAUGAGGACACUGCAUCUGCGCACUCGAAUGUGUGCUCGUAUGUAAGGUGGGGCGGGCGCAUGCAAGCGGGGCGUCAAUGCCACCGAAUCCACUGUUCCUGUUGGCCUCUGGUGGGUAUGGGGGGUUUUGCGGCCUCGACAUAGCAUUGCAGGGCAUAACGGACAAGCAAAGUAGGAAGACGCAGGUGGCCCGUGUGCCUUACUACUGGAAUUGCGGUGAAAUGGUGACUUCAGGAUUGCAUUCUUUCACUUUUGCCUGUCCUUGAGCAAUGCGGGGUGUGCGCUGCUAUUGAGACAAGUGUUCCCCGGUCACGGGAAAAGGGGCUGAGCCCCUCCACAGUCUGAGGCCGAACAACCUCAUCGCCCGGACAUAGCCGGGGUCGGUUUCCACAGGCACAUAGCCAAACCAGGUGCCUAUCUAGCAGUCGCG
Molecule: messenger RNA, 2164 nt
Organism: Chlamydomonas reinhardtii
Lineage: Eukaryota; Viridiplantae; Chlorophyta; Chlorophyceae; Chlamydomonadales; Chlamydomonadaceae
Exons: 8
Coding region: 305-1678 (457 amino acids)
Biological process (GO): protein deubiquitination
Molecular function (GO): deubiquitinase activity
Source: RefSeq, a predicted model, not a curated record